Messenger RNA from Nilaparvata lugens (brown planthopper), 4237 nucleotides. RefSeq names its product transcription factor Ken-like. Gene Ontology annotation, cellular component: nucleus. NCBI's taxonomy places the organism in Eukaryota, Metazoa, Arthropoda, Insecta, Hemiptera, Delphacidae. Gene Ontology annotation, molecular function: RNA polymerase II cis-regulatory region sequence-specific DNA binding; DNA-binding transcription factor activity; protein binding. The record is from RefSeq and is a predicted model, not a curated record. Gene Ontology annotation, biological process: regulation of transcription by RNA polymerase II.
GAUUUCUAUGAAUUUUAGUGAACAAAAACAGUGUAGUGUGCUAAUGAAAUCGCCAAAACUAGUUACUAAUGAACUAGGAAUUUGAAAAUACUAAAAGUAUCAGUGACAAAAAACCAGUGUAAAACGGGCUACUGAAACAUCAAAACAAUACUUUUCUACAAUAAUAUUUGAAACGUGAAAAACAGUGCCACAACCAACCGUUUUAGUUUGGGGUGCGAACGAAAAAGUGUGUGCUUAGGUGCGAAAACUAAUGAACAGUGUUUUUAUUCAAAGCUAAUUAAUUAAUAAACAGUGUGAGAAGUUUAGGGUGGGAAUAGAACAUACAACAGUGAUACCAAUUUAGUGGAAACAGUGAUGGAAUUUAGAUAUAUACAUACUGAGAUGUGGUAAUGUUUCGAAGAUAAACAGUGUGGAAAUUAUUUGUUGGUAAUUAGGAUAAGAUAAAACAAAGUUUAUCGAGGAGAAAGAAAGUUUGGUCUAUCAGUAAAAUCUGUGUGGAAACUGAUUUAUUUUAUCUGGAACACAGUAAUUGAUAUAAGGAGUAGAAAACAAACCCUCCAACGUUUUUAUUGAUUAACAGAGAAAACUUGUUGAUUCUGAUUAAAGUAAAAUAAAACAUUGUUAAAAGUUCGGGGUGUCUGUAGAAACAGUGUGAUAUCUAGUGUGUGACGAGCCUAACCUCUGUAAAAGGAGGCUGUGUAUUUGUGCGUGUGAUUGGUGAACAACUAUGGGAUUAUUUUGGUGCCUUGUCGAUUUGGAUUAUUACCCCUGUACGACUAAUUGAGGGCCAUUGGCAUGUUGGGCUCGUCGGACUGCGUCGGAGGCGGCGGAGGUGGCGGCGGAGGCGGGGGUGGCACUCACGGCCUCCUCACCCUGCACUACGGCAAGCAUCACGCGUCGCUUUUCGACGAGGUGCACCAAUGGUUCGAUGCCGAAAGCCACGCCGAUCUGGCACUUGUUUGCGGUAGCGGGGGCGGCAGUGGGAGCGGUGGAGGCGGCACAAGUUGCCUGCGCGCGCAUCGUCUAGUGCUCGCCUCGGCUUCGCCGCUCAUUCACCGCCUCCUAGCCGACCGCCCCCCAAAUGAGGCGGCGACCGUUACCAUUCACCUACCCGAUGUCUGCCCCCGGCACAUGCGUCACAUGCUACAGUUUCUCUAUACGGGACAGGCUAGUGUGCAGCCGACCGACAUGUCCGGCCUACUAGAGCUGUUCGAACUCCUAGAGAUCAAGUCGGAGCUGUGGAGCGGCGGUGGAGGCAGUGGCGGAUACGCAAGCGGACACACAUCGCCCGCCGACACGCGGCGGAGACCGCGCGGAGAAUCUACCUCCAGCGGCGAAACCACGACAACGGCGGAAACCGCGCGACUCAAAGACACAUUCACCAACAAUAACACCACGCCGCCAGCUCGCGUCAAACGUGAACAGGAGGACGAGGAGGAAGAGGAGGAGGAAGUGAAGGAGGAAGAGGAGGAGGAGGAUGAGGAGAGGAGUAGAGGAGCUGCCCCAUUCGGACACUAUGCGCUAAUGACGCAUCGCCGACGAAUACGACGCCUAGUCGACGCCGACGUCGCAGCUCGUCGAUUCCCUGUUAAUUUAUCGUUGAAUACCGAACGCGAAAACCGACGAACGCCCACGCAUAACGACGCCGACCGACCACCGUCCGACAGGGAGUCGCAGCACAGUCCAAUGAGCUUGAGCCAGCAAAUAAAGCGAUCACCUCGGGGGGUGGAGUCGAGUGGCGAGGACAGUUCGCACCCUGAGAUGACAGUCCAGUUGAAGCGCAAGUCACGAUACAUGGAAGACUACCGCAGUCAUCUUGAGGUUGACGACGACCACCGGAAGCUGCCAGAGGAGGCUCUCCAACAGCAGGCGGCUGCCGAGAACUACGUGGUGACCCCACACCGCAAACGGCGACCCGGCUUCCACAACGCGCCCUCGCAGAACCCCUACUUUGUGCCGUUCUCGCCGUCCUACAUCGACGAGAUCUCCUACAGGCACCAUCGGAACAACCAGUUGCUUAGUGCCGCUACGCCUCCCUUCUUCGCCACCGCCGAAAAUCCGUCCAAGAAUGCUGUACCGCCUGGCGGAGUACUACAGAUGAACACAGUAGACGAGAUAGUGGUGAAAUACCGACCGCCAAGCGAGGACCUCCCUCCCGCGUCGCGCUCACCUCGCUCCAACUUCCAGUUCGCCGGCAACAACGCGGAGAGCUCAUGGGGCCCCUGGGGCCUCUGUCAGCCUCAGGUGGGGCCAGUGCCCCCCUCAGAGCGCGGCGCCAGGGACAGGGAUGAACCUCCUCCUUCCGGUGGCGAGGAGAGCGAUACGGGGGGCGCGGGAGGCGGCAACGGACAGGGGGAUCGUGGCGGGGGCGGCGGAAAGACGUCAGUUACGCCUGCGCGGGAAUACCGGUGCGAGUAUUGCGGUAAACAGUUCGGCAUGUCAUGGAACCUUAAGACUCACCUGCGUGUUCACACCGGAGAGAAGCCGUUCGCCUGUAGGCUCUGUGUUGCCAUGUUCAAGCAGAAGGCGCACCUGUUGAAACACCUGUGCUCGGUGCACCGCAACGUGAUCAGCGUGGCGGGGGGUGCGACGGGGGGAGACGGCGACACCGGCCACUUCAACUGUUGCUUCUGUCAGCUGACGUUCGAGUCACUCCAAGAGCUCAUCCGCCAUCUUUCCGGACCCCACAACAAUCUGCUACUCAGCAAAAACCUGCAUGAAUGACCCAGGUCGCGCGCCCAAGCCUAACACUGUCCUCCCACUAAAGGACGAGACCAUAUUAGGCGUUUUCAGAGUCGGCAUGGCAGGAACAGAGAGUAUAGAACCACUACCUCCGUAAACAAAGCCAUAGUGCAUGACAGGUGGUUGAUGGUGACGUCAGCACAGGUAGGGCUCCUACACCAAUAAAAACACUAGCUGAUAUAGAUCAGUUGAAAUCAACCAAUUUUAAUGGUGUAGGGGCCGUACCUGUUGUGACAUCACCAUCAACCAUCUGUCAAUGCACUAUGGGUUUGUAUAUGGAGGUAGUGAUAGAACACUCUCUAUAAAGUGCUCUCUGGGCAGGAAGCUCAUUACAUUAGCUUAUACAUUCUAUACUUUCUGGGCAGGAAGCUCUCUGAUCGGCCGAUUGGGUUGGGGCCCGAAAAAUCGCCCCAUAUGGUCUCGCCCUAUGGCUGGCCACUAACGUAACGUUUCACAUGUCCGAUAUAAGGCUGCAUACAGAUUUGAGCGCCAAGAACACAUGCAUUCUAGUUCUCAGCUGCUGAUUGAAUAAAUAAUAAAUAAAUGCUUUAUUCAACCAAUAGAAAUAAAUUACAUUACAAUUGCACUUAGAAGCACAAACGAAUUUCUUAAUUAAACAUCAGUAGCUACUUAUUAUAGGAGAAGCCUACCCAAACAGGGGCGUGGCCUUGCCCCCCGGGGCCCGGGCACCAGCGCCAAGGCCAAAUCCCCCCUUUCCAGGGAAGGGGGACCAGCUCCAAGGGGUCAUUGACCUGUUACGUCCGCUCACUUCAAAUCAUAAACCUUUUAUCUCCACCCAUUUCCAUCAGUUCGAUCCUCCCUCCACAUCCAACCAUUUUGUUCAAAACCAGCCUUUUAUCCUAGUCAGAUGGUUUUUUUUUGGAUAUAACCAUCAUAUCGAUGUUCUUCUGGUGUUGAAAAACCAUCCUUAUUGAAUGGAAUCUCUGGUUUACAAGCUUUUCCCACUUAGCCUUCAGUCUUCACUCAGCAUUCAAUGAGAGAUUUAUACAGAACUACCCAUCAAGCGAAUCAAGGAAUGAGGUAAAUCAACACAUUCAAAUACUUAUUUCAACAAUUAUUAUCAUUUCCAUCAUUCAGACCGAUCAUUCUAAAUCCCCCUACCCCUCCUCCAUCAAUUUUAUUUUUGUAUUCAGGUAUCUCUUUUGUUCUCCUCCCACAAUAUUUUUGAAUACAGUCGAACCUCUGUAUAACGAAGUCGAUUAUCCCGAGAAAAAAUUCGCUGCUGAGAGGUAUUCAUUAUUGAGAGGUUCUGUUAAGAAAACUGCCAGGAUCCUAUAGAUCUUAUAAUAUCUUAUCACGGCGGUAAAUAAUUGAAUAUGGUACAUAAAACAUAUCAUCGCGAACGUAGGUAGGGUUAGGCCAAUAUUAAUAUAAAAAUUUAAAAACUCAUGCUGUUGAAAAAACAUGUUUUUUAAUAUUUGUAGAAUGUAAUAAGUAAAAGUAUCGAUUGAAACAUUGAUAUGAUGUUUGUAUC